AUGGCUGUGGAUGUAGAUGGGUUGGCAGGGGGUCUUUUAUGCAUCUGGGACCCUAAUGUCUUUCAACUCACAGAUUGUUACAGCAACAGAAGUUUCAUAUUACUUUUAGGUAAACUCCAAAACUCAUUCGAUUGUGUAAUUGUAAACAUCUAUGCUCCCAAUGAUGUUGUAAGCCGAGGUAAAUUGUGGGAAACACUGUUAAUUCUGAAAAACUCCUUCCCUAAGCCCUGGUGCCUUGGUAGUGGUGGUGACUUCAAUGAGAUCAGAAAUUUAGGUGAAAGAGAUGGAACAUCAAGAAGGGAUAAGGGCAUGAAAGAGUUCAAUGACUUCAUAGAUAAGUGUGAAGUGGUAGAUGUGCAAAUGAUAGGGAGAAAAUAUACAUGGUGCAAUGCUCUUGAUGGGAACAAAUGGAGUUGGAUUGAUAGAUUCCUUAUUAAUCUAGAGUGGAUAGAGAGAUUCAAGUUCAAACUUUGGGGUCUUCCAAGAGUGGUAUCUGAUCACUGCCCAAUUGUGCUCAUGGAGGAUAAGAGGGAUUGGGGGCCUAAACCUUUCAAUAAAGAGGUGUAUGGUAAUGUAGCAUCCAAACUCCAAGAGUCUGACUAUAAACUCAAUGGGCUGGAUUUGAUAGCUGAAUCCAGGCCUUUGGAGGAGGAGGAAUUGAAGUUGAAAAGAGAGACCAGAAAUGAAAUGUGGAGGCUGAGCAGGAAGUUGGAAUGGGAAUGGUUUCAAAAAUCAAGGCUUGAUUGGAAUCUGAAAGGAGAUAGAAAUACAAGAUACUUCCAUGUUACGGCUACCAACAGGCAAAAUAGGAACACACUCAACUCCAUCACAAAAGGGGACUUAGUUCUUGAAGAGCCAAGUCAAGUUAAGAAUGAGGUAUGGACCCAUUUUUCAAAGCAUUUCACAGAAGACAGGAUGAUCAGACUAGUGCUUGUUGGGGACUUCAAAAGUGUAAGGCUCAGUGACUCAUUCCAUAGGCUUGAAGAAGAAUUUACUGAAGUGGAGGUAUGGGCAGCUGUUAGAGAAUGUAAUGGGAAUAAAGCUCCAGGGCCAGAUGGUUUCAACCUGAUGAAGAGAUUUCGGAUUGUUUGGUUGAAGGAUAAGGAAGUUCAUGAAUCUCUUAUGUGUAAUAUCAUUGUCAAUGAUAUGGCAAUAUGGUCUGCUGCUAAACCAGGUCAGUCUCUUAUAUUGCUUAGGUGGAAGGGCCUAGGGGUAUAUUAUGUAUUAUUAAGUCCAGUUGCUGUCAAUGCUGGUUUGGAUGCUAGUUUUGUGGAUGCUAGUUUAGUUUCUUCUUCACAGCAGCAGCUUCCAUUGGUUUAUCUACAACUGUUAUUUCUUAGGAUCUCAGCUUUGUCUUGA
Molecule: messenger RNA, 1359 nt
Organism: Camellia sinensis
Lineage: Eukaryota; Viridiplantae; Streptophyta; Magnoliopsida; Ericales; Theaceae
Source: RefSeq, a predicted model, not a curated record